ACAGCGGUGUUCCAGGAGCUGUCAACGUCCGAGUGUCACUUCAUUAACGGCACGGAGAAGGUGAGGUUCGUGGAGAGGUACAUCUACAACCGGAUGCAGGAUGUGAUGUUCGACAGCGAUGUGGGGCACUACGUGGGGUUCACCCCCGCUGGGGAGAGGUGGGCCAGGAACUGGAACAGCGACCCGGCCAAACUGGAGAAAGCACGGACUGCAGUGGACUGGUUCUGCCUGGAUUGGUACGAUGGGUUCCUCACGGAGCGCCGAGUGCCCCCCAGCGUGUCCAUCUCGCUGGUGCCCCCCUCGAGCUCCCAGCCCGGCCCCGGCCGCCUGCUGUGCUCCGUGAUGGAUUUCUACCCU
Zonotrichia albicollis (white-throated sparrow) is the source of this 357-nucleotide messenger RNA. The record is from RefSeq and is a predicted model, not a curated record. NCBI's taxonomy places the organism in Eukaryota, Metazoa, Chordata, Aves, Passeriformes, Passerellidae.